Molecule: messenger RNA, 2906 nt
Organism: Oncorhynchus tshawytscha (Chinook salmon)
Lineage: Eukaryota; Metazoa; Chordata; Actinopteri; Salmoniformes; Salmonidae
Product: interferon-induced GTP-binding protein Mx2-like
Exons: 12
Coding region: 108-2021 (637 amino acids)
Biological process (GO): defense response to virus
Cellular component (GO): microtubule; cytoplasm; membrane
Molecular function (GO): GTP binding; GTPase activity; microtubule binding
Source: RefSeq, a predicted model, not a curated record
GUUAAGAAUCGUUUCACGGGGAUGACUAUUUCUACAGAUCUUGUACAGCCAGUAGUCAGUUGCAGUGUAGUCAGUUGCAGUGUAUUAACCGUUUUUUAUCGCAAAUCAUGAAUUAUACGCUGAACCAACAUUAUGAGGAGAAGGUGCGUCCUAGUAUUGACCUCAUCGACUCUCUACGCUCCCUUGGCGUAGAGAAGGACCUUGCCCUGCCUGCCAUCGCCGUGAUAGGGGACCAGAGUUCGGGAAAGAGCUCCGUGCUGGAGGCGCUGUCUGGGGUGGCUUUGCCAAGUUGUCGGGGGAGUGGUAUUGUAACACGAUGCCCCCUCGAGCUGAAGAUGAAAAGGAAGAAAGAAGGAGAGGAAUGGCACGGAAAAAUCAGCUACCAGGACCGUGAGGAGGAGAUUGAGGAUCCCUCUGAUGUGGAGAACAAAAUUCGGAAAGCCCAGGAUGAAAUGGCAGGUGUGGGGGUGGGUAUCAGUGAUGACCUCAUCAGCUUGGAGAUUGGCUCCCCUGACGUCCCAGACCUCACACUCAUCGACUUGCCAGGCAUCGCCCGUGUAGCUGUCAAGGGUCAACCUGAGAACAUUGGGGAACAGAUUAAGAGACUGAUACGGAAGUUCAUCACAAAGCAAGAAACAAUCAACUUGGUGGUUGUGCCAUGCAACGUUGACAUUGCAACCACAGAGGCUUUGAAGAUGGCACAAGAGGUGGACCCUGAAGGUGAAAGGACAUUAGGCAUCCUGACCAAGCCCGACUUGGUAGACAAAGGCACAGAGGAGACUGUGGUGGACAUAGUUCAUAAUGAGGUUAUCCAGCUGACUAAGGGCUACAUGAUAGUCAAGUGCAGGGGACAGAAAGAGAUCAUGGAGCGAGUCUCACUGACCGAGGCCACAGAGAGGGAGAAGGCUUUCUUCAAAGAGCACGCUCAUCUCAGCACACUUUAUGAUGAGGGGCAUGCCACCAUCCCUAAACUGGCGGAGAAAUUAACUCUUGAACUAGUGCAACAUAUCGAGAAAUCCAUGCCUCGUCUAAAAGAGCAGAUUGAGGAAAAGCUGGAGGAGACACGUACCGCUCUGGAGAAAUGUGGUACCGGACCCCCUGAAGACCCAAAAGAACGGCUGUAUUUUCUGAUCGAUAAAGUGACUUUGUUCACCCAGGAUGCAAUUAACCUGAGCACUGGGGAGGAGCUGAAAAGUGGAGACAUCAAUGUCUUCUCCACACUCAGAACAGAGUUCGGGAAAUGGAAGGCACACGUGGAUCGCUCUGGAAAGAACUUUAAUAAGAAGAUUGAAAAAGAAGUGGCAGAUUAUGAGAAGCGGUACCGUGGAAGGGAGCUCCCAGGGUUCAUCAACUACAAGACCUUUGAGGUGAUUGUGAAGGACCAGAUCAAACAACUGGAAGAACCAGCAGUCAAGAAGCUGAAAGAGUUAUCAGAUGCUGCUAGGAAAGCGUUCAUACUGCUGGCUCAGAACAGCUUCACAGGUUUCCCUAUCCUUCUGAAAACAGCAAAGACUAAGAUCGAGACCAUCAAGCAGGAGAAGGAGUCUACGGCUGAGUCCACGUUGAGGACUCAGUUCAAGAUGGAGCUGAUAGUGUACACACAGGACAGCACCUACAGCUAUAGCCUGAGGAAGAGGAAGAGGGAGGAGGAAGAGUUGGAGGAGGGAGAGUUAGUUAAAAAUCAUUUAGGGAGUCAGAAAGGGUUCUCUGUUGUCUCUGUAAGGAGUACUGUCAACGGCCCUGACACCCAUGCUACCCUACGGGAGAUGAUGCUGCACCUCAAGUCCUAUUAUCAUAUUGCCAGUCAGCGUCUGGCUGAUCAGAUUCCCAUGGUGAUCCGCUACCUGGUGCUGCAGGAGUUUGCUUCCCAGCUGCAGAGGGAGAUGAUUCAGACUCUGCAGGAGAAGGACCAAAUCGAGCAGCUGCUGAAAGAGGACAUCGACAUCGGCAGCAAGAGGGCUGCACUGCAGAGCAAGCUCAAACGCCUGAUGAAGGCACGCAACUAUCUAGUGGAGUUCUAGUAUGGAUAGCUGCUUGUUAACAUUUAGGAUGGUCUUGUCUAACUUCAGAUCGGUUGGUUAAUGGAAGUAGGCAUUGGGGUUUGGGGUAGAUUCUGUUAUCUAAGUUCAAAUAAAGUUACUAUGCAGUCAAGUUCUUUGUUAUCGUUUUUUUGUUUAUCAUAUUAAACUCAAAUGCAGCUAGCCUACCUGGUGGAGUGGAAAGCUGCCUGAUAGCAUUUGGGAACAGAGAAGGAAGUGCAAUCUUUUUAUUAAUAGGCAAUGUAUAAUUUAUUUCUGAUAUUUUCACUUGUGGUUUACAGUUUAUAUUUCUGAAAAAAUAUUGGUAUUGUUAUUUUAACAUGCUUCCUCUUUAUCAUGUUUGGAUGGGCCUGUGCGGACCACAGAACGUCAACUUAUCCACUGGGCAAGAACUGGUUGAAUCAACAUUGUUUCCACAUCAUUUCAGCCCUUGUGAAAAAAUCCUAUAGGAUUAGUAAUUUUUUUCAAUAGAAUCUCGUCACCUCUAUCAGAAUCCUUUUGGAAUCCUAUUAGAAUCUAUUGGAAAUAAAAAGUAAUCAUAUUGGAUUUGUCACGCCCUGACCAUAGUUUGCUUUGUUUGUUUUUAUGUUUUGUUUGGUCAGGGUGUGAUCUGAGUGGGCAUUCUAUGUUGUAUGUCUAGUUUGUCUGUUUCUGUGUUUGCCCUGAUAUGGUUCUCAAUCAGAGGCAGGUAUUAGUCAUUGUCUCUGAUUGGGAACCAUAUUUAGGUAGCCUGUUUUGUCAUUGUGGGUUGUGGGUGAUUGUCUAUGUUAAGUUGCUUGUAUGCACGGUGGUUAAUUCGUGUCAUGGUUGUCACGUUGUUGUUUUGUAGUGUUCAGUUUUUCUAUUAAAAUGACACUUACCACGCUG